Messenger RNA from Chinchilla lanigera (long-tailed chinchilla), 2617 nucleotides. It is a transcript of the gene Cdc25a, whose product is annotated as cell division cycle 25A. The record is from RefSeq and is a predicted model, not a curated record. Gene Ontology annotation, biological process: protein dephosphorylation; G2/M transition of mitotic cell cycle; positive regulation of G2/M transition of mitotic cell cycle. Gene Ontology annotation, cellular component: cytoplasm; nucleus. NCBI's taxonomy places the organism in Eukaryota, Metazoa, Chordata, Mammalia, Rodentia, Chinchillidae. Gene Ontology annotation, molecular function: protein tyrosine phosphatase activity.
UGAGUGUGAGCAGCCACUGGAGGCGAAAAACAGCAGCAGUCUGCAGAGAAUGGGCUCCUCUGAGUCAACUGAUUCAGGUUUCUGUCUGGAUUCUCCUGGGCCCUUGGACAGUAAGGAGAACCUUGUGGAUCCCCUGAGGAGAAUACAUUCCCUACCUCAGAAGCUCCUGGGGUGUAGCCCGGCGCUGAAGAGAAGCCACUCCGACUCUCUGGACCAUGACAUCUUCCAGCUCAUCGACCAAGAUGAAAACAAGGAGAAUGAAGCCUUUGAGUUUAAGAAGCCAAUCAGACCCUCGUCCCGUGGCUGCCUGCACUCCUGUGGACAUGAGGAGGGCAAAGAGCUCUUCACACAGAGGCAGAACUCUGCCCCGGCUCGGAUGCUUUCCUCAAAUGAAAGAGAUAGCUGUGAGCCAGGGAAUCUGGUUCCUCUUCUUACGCCCCAGUCACCUGCGACAGCCGUUCUGUCUGAUGAGGAUGAUGGCUUCAUGGACCUUCUUGAUGGAGAGAACCUGAAGCAGAAUGAUGAGGAGACCCCCUCGUGCAUGGCCAGCCUCUGGACCGCUCCCCUGGUCACGAGAAGAGCAACGAAUCUUGGCACCCGAAGCCAGCACUUUGACGCCCCAGCUCCUUGUAGCCCCGGCACCCGGCCAGUGCUGAAGAGACCGGAGCGCUGGCAGGAGGACUCGCCCCGGGGGAGCACGAAGCGCAGGAGGAGCGCGGCGGGGGCCAGUCCGCAGGAGACCCCGGAGGUUCUGCACCAUUCUUUAUCCGUGGUGCCUUCCCCCAAAGGGACCAUCGAGAACAUCCUGGACAGUGACCCCCGGGACCUCAUAGGCGAUUUCUCCAAGGGUUAUCUCUUUCAUACAGUGGCUGGGAAGCAUCAGGACUUAAAGUACAUUUCUCCAGAAAUUAUGGCAUCCGUUCUGAACGGCAAGUUCGCCAGCCUCAUCAAAGAGUUUGUCAUCAUCGACUGCCGGUACCCGUACGAGUACGAGGGAGGCCACAUCAAGGGUGCCGUGAACCUGCACAUGGAGGAGGAGGUCGCAGACUUCCUGCUGAAGAAGCCCAUUGUGCCCACCGACGGCAGGCGCGUCAUCGUCGUGUUCCACUGCGAGUUUUCUUCCGAAAGGGGCCCUCGCAUGUGCCGCUACGUGAGGGAGCGAGAUCGGCUCGGCAACGAGUACCCCAAACUCCACUACCCCGAGCUGUACGUGCUGAAGGGCGGGUACAAGGAGUUCUUCCUCAAGUGCCAGGCUCACUGCGAGCCCCCCAGCUACCGGCCCAUGCACCACGAGGACUUCAAGGAGGACCUGAAGAAGUUCCGCACCAAGAGCCGCACCUGGGCGGGGGAGAAGAGCAAGCGGGAGAUGUACAGUCGCCUGAAGAAGCUCUGAGGGCCGCGGCGGCCGCCGGGCGUCCCUGCUCCCCGCCCCUCGGCACGGCUGCAGAGACCCUUGAGCGGGGCCAGCGGUGUGACGCUGGCGGGCGGCCUGGCUCCACUCAAACCCGCCUCCCACGCUCCGGGCUGGCGCCCAGGGCGUGCUGCUGGCUGGGCCCCUGCCGUCCGAGUCCCCCGCGGGGCUCUGCCUGCCCUGAGCAAAGGGCACCCGGGCACAGAGGCCACUGCCGGCUGAUGCCAAAGACGCCAAGGAGCACGUGGCUUCACGGCCACCCGUGGGUUUAAUUUAUUCAACUUUGUCAAUUAUUUUAUUUUUUUAACUCCUGGGGACUUUGACUUUACUGCUUCGUUACGUCACAAUACUGCCAUUCCAGGGAGGGGCUGGACGGCGGGACUGCCUCUGCUCUUCAUUAAAGAAGGGUAACAAGGCAGGCCUGUCCUGAGCCCCAGGAGGCGCCGCACCCCGGAGCUGCUGCUAUCUCAGGCCCAGGACUGAGCUGCUCACAGGCGCAGCCGGCCUCAGCGGCAUCCAGGACAUAAGCUAACCUCCGGCUCCUCCCGGCCUGGCCGCCCACCAGCCGCCCACCUCGCCCCGGGGUGCCGCCACUGGGGGAGGCCGACCGCACUGGGCCGUGUGUGUCUGCUCAGGGUCCCUCUGUUCUCAUGCUCUCGUAGGUUUUGAUUCUUAAAAUAUAGUGGUUUCCGGGGGGAGGAGUGUCAAUCAGGGUUGGGGGGCCGUGCGGGGGGCUGUCCUGGACUGUGGGUCCUGAAGGUGGCACUCAGGCUUAUCAUGUUUGAAUUGGAGGGGAAGGGAGUGGAUCGUCACCAGUUCCCCCUUACCCAGCCCCAUGGAAGUGAGGUGUCCCGCACCACCCACAUUAACGGCUUCCCACAGCACCGCAUCGCACCCCAGCCUUUCCCCCAUUGCUGUCCCCCGGGGAGCCUGGUUGUCCUGUUCUGGGGGCAGUGCUGGAGACGGCUGGGGGCUGUUGCAGGUUUCCGUUACAUUUGGCUGUAAAAGAAUCUUGUUGGGAAAUGGGGGUGGGAGGGAGAGGGCCUGUCCCCGCACCCGCCAGGCCCCGGGGGUGGGGAGCUCCGAUCUCGCUGGCAGGGGUUCUGUUGGUUGCAUGCCUGACCAGGGCAGGCUCAGUCUGCCCUCAUAGAUGGCGUAGUGAUCAGCUGUCACAGGCUCUGAAAAUAAACGUGACCUUGAACCCAU